Molecule: messenger RNA, 2922 nt
Organism: Acinonyx jubatus (cheetah)
Lineage: Eukaryota; Metazoa; Chordata; Mammalia; Carnivora; Felidae
Gene: FGFBP3
Product: fibroblast growth factor binding protein 3
Exons: 2
Coding region: 164-955 (263 amino acids)
Biological process (GO): cell-cell signaling
Molecular function (GO): growth factor binding
Source: RefSeq, a predicted model, not a curated record
GGCUAAGACCGACCAAUCUCUCACGCAGUCAUUCCCUCUACCCUAAUAAAGAUCCACCACCUCUCCUAGAACUCGGUCCGAGGGACGCUGCUCUCCUGCCCUGCCACCACUGAAGCGCCCAGGCGUCCCGGAAGAUCCGACUUGAGCGCAGACCCCGCGGACCAUGAGUCCUCGGAGGCAGCGAGCGUCGGUCCCGCUGCUGCUGCUGCGGCUGCUGCUGCGGCUGCUGCUGCUGCUGGGCGGCUGCCUCCUCGUGGCCGCCCGGAGAGACAAGGGGGCGGCAGGCAGCGCGGCCCAGCCGGCCCCGGGUCCCGCGGGCGGCUCCUCCGGCCGCUUCGUCAGCCCCGAGCGGCACGCGUGCAGCUGGCAGCUCCUGCUGCCCGCCCCGGGGCCCGCGGCGGGCAGCGAGCUGGCGCUGCGCUGCCAGGACCCGGACGGGGCGCGCCACCAGUGCGCCUACCGCGGGGAGCCGGAGCGCUGCGCCGCCUACGCCGCCCGCGGCGCGCACUACUGGAAGCAGGUGCUGGGCGGGCUGCGCAAGAAGCGGCGGCCGUGCCAGGACCCCGCUCCGCUCAAGGCUCGCGUGUGCGCGGGCAAGAAGGGCCACGGCGCUGAGCUGCGCCUGGUGCCCCACGCGUCCUCACCCGCGCGCCCCACUGCGGCGGGCUUCCCCCCGGAUCCCAAGCCCCGCGCCAGGAGCCGGGGGCGCCUCCGGGAGCCCGCGCCUGGCCCCUCCGGAGGGGCCCGACUUCCCGCCGGCGCGUCUCCCAGAGGGAAGCCCUCUGAGACCAACGGCGGCAAGAGGAAGGCGGCCUCGGACCCAGACCAGGAGCGACCCCUGGGGACCGGGCCGGAUCCCGACGGGUUGGACGAGAACGCGAAGCUCACGGAGACCUACUGUGCUGAGAAGUGGCACUCCCUCUGCAACUUCUUUGUCAAUUUCUGGAAUGGCUGAGGCUGCCCGCCUGGGGAGGAACCUGGGUGGGGGGAGGUACGCAUCCGGGGAGGAGAAGUUAAGGGCAUCUUAGGCCAGGAGAUAAGGGAUGGAGAGUGGGGAGGAGUCCAGGUUCUAGAAUGGGGCGAGGGGGUGGGAGGGCGUGGGCCUUGGGAUGAGAGUGUAAGGGGUAUGGAGAAUCUCUGAGACAGCAGAGACGUUAAACAUUUUUGAAGAGUCUCAACCCUGAUUAAGAGCAGAAAAAAUAGUGGAAACAGAAGUAGGCAUACCUUAAAUGUGCAAAAACUGUAGACCGGGGAGAGAGACAGGAGUACAAAGGGAGGCUGGAAAAAACUAAGGGGGGAAAAGUGAGGAGAGUGAUGUAAAUCUCAUGUGGGAAGCAGGAUACAACAUGUACUGUUUAACACAUUUGUAUUAAAAUGUAAUCAGGAUCUAUUGAUACCCUGAGCCAGGUUGAAUUGUUUAGUGACUUCUCACCCAAUCAGCUGACGAGAUUCCCAACUCUUUUUUUUUUUCUCCCCCUUUUGGAAUUAGUAUGAACUUGGGUACUGCUUCGUGUCAUAGAUGACCUCUAUUGGGAUAGAAGCCAUUCAGAGGUCAAAAUUGCCUCCAAUGAAAAGAUUUUCAGGAUGGUUGCCCUUGAAUUCUUUUAGAAGUGUUACUUUUAAACAGAGGGAUGCCUUAUGUUCUGAAAUUUUCCCAUUAAUCUUCUAAAUUCAGAGGUGGAUUGUAGUGCUCCAGUAGGUUUAAAAAAAGAAUCCUCUUUACAUUUGACCAUAUAUUUUUUAAAAAGCUGAAAUUAAGUAUAUAUCUCAGAGUCAUUUGGACCAUUAUGGAAGUUGUAUCUGUUCCAUGUAAUUAAUUGUUAACAUAUUUCAUUUUAAGUAAGAUGCGAUGAUAACUUUGCACAUGUUAGGUGCUCAAUAAAGACUGUAUGGAUAACUUGAAAGAGCUGGCAGGGCAAUGGAAAUUCUGACUGCAUUUGAUAUAGUUCUGAGUGUAGCUUGAAGUAAGUUCCCAAACAUCUCUUGAAUGGUAAGGAAAAGACAAGAAGUCUGCAUAAAGCAGGAGUGUCAAACUGGCAAACCUUGGGUUGUAUCAUUGUUCUUUUGGCCUGCAUGUGGUUCUCUCAGUUUUCCUCUCUUCUUCCUCCCUCUCAAUUUGGAGGUGUUGCCAGCAUUUAAAAAUUAAAUAAUUUCAUAUAAAAAUUAAGAUUUCUGAAUUCUCUUGAAAAAUCAGAUCUAUACAUGUUUUGAUCUACCUUCCAACAAGGCAACCAUUGGCUGACACUGAAUAUUGGCUGCCCAUUGUAGUUCAGGCAUGUUGUGUAGAGUUUUCUGCUGUGCCUAGAAAUCUUAUCUGUAAACUUUAUUCAUUCAUAUUACAGGCCUGAGCCCAUGGGACUUUUAAGCCACUGCUAGAUAUAAGGUUACCUUUUUCUGACCUUCUGUUCUUCUCACACCCACUCCUUUAAAACAGUGGUAAACGCAACAAUCUUACAGAUACCGAACAUCUCCUGAACUCUUCUUUGACCAGCCUCUAAGAAAUGUUAGCUAUGUCUCGCCUUUCUGUACCUUCUUGUAUUCACACAAUUGGCAAAACAUUCAGACUGCACACGGUUUCAGGCCAGGUUUAUGAGGCCACAUUCUGAGUAACGUUGACCAUUAGAUAAAAUUCAUCUUCGCCGUGGAAAGGAAGUUCAGAGUAGUUAGAGACCACUCCCUUAAGACUGGGGCCAGGGGGCGCCUGGGUGGCUCAGUCGGUUAAGUGUCCAACUUCCGCUCGGGUCAUGAUCUUGCGGUCCGUGAGUUCGAGCCCCGCAUCGGGCUCUGUGCUGACAGCUCAGAGCCUGGAGCCUGUUUCAGAUUCUGUGUCUCCCUCUCUCUGACCCUCCCCCGUUCAUGCUCUGUCUCUCUCUGUCUCAAAAAUAAAUAAACAUUAAAAAAAAAAAUUAAAAAAAAAAAAAA